Messenger RNA from Camelina sativa (false flax), 1484 nucleotides. Its product is annotated as GATA transcription factor 6. Gene Ontology annotation, molecular function: zinc ion binding; sequence-specific DNA binding. Gene Ontology annotation, biological process: cell differentiation; positive regulation of DNA-templated transcription. Lineage: Eukaryota; Viridiplantae; Streptophyta; Magnoliopsida; Brassicales; Brassicaceae. Gene Ontology annotation, cellular component: nucleus. The record is from RefSeq and is a predicted model, not a curated record.
AAAAAAAUUGGUUCUUGGGAAACGAAAAGAUGAGAAUUAAAGAAGAGAAACGAGCACUUUUGGUUUAGUACUAGUAGGAGAGGGGAGAAAGGCUUGGGGUUGGGGGCACUAUCUCAUAUUCAAUGCUUUACCAAACUCACCUCUUCUUCUAAAUAUUCACACUUUACCACCACUACUACCACUACCCUUCCUUCUUCUUCACCGACUUAUCUCAUCUCCUCUCUCACACACUCCGUCUCUCGUCUCAGGUUUUUUUUGUUUUUGGUAAUAGGAAAAAAAAAUGGAGAGUGUUGUUGAAUUGGCGGCGUUGAAGAACAGUAGUAAAACCCUCACCAACGGCGGCGCUCAAAAUGGCGAUGAUUUCUCCGUCGACGAUUUGCUCAACUUCUCUAACGAAGACGAUGAAGACGCUCUCGUUGAGGAUGAGACUGACUUGAAGAAACCCCAACGAAAAAGAGGUCUCUCGUCUGACGAAACUACCCUUCUCAUGAGCAACGAUUUCUCCGCCGUCAAUUUCCCCACCACCGAGCUCGCCGUUCCGAUGGAUGAUUUAGCGGAACUUGAAUGGUUAUCAAAUUUCGUAGACGACUCUUUCACGCCUUAUUCCUCGUUGGCUCCGACGAAGAAACCGGUUUGGUUAACCGGGAAUCGAAGACGUUCUGUACCACCGGUUAAGGAGGAGACUUGUUUCAAAGCACCUCCACCUCCGGUUCAAAUCAGGCCCAAACGAGCUAGAACCGGAGUCACCUACUGGUCUCAUGGUUCGCCGUCUUCGUCUUCGAGCUCUGCGACGUCGUCUUCCUCUGGUCCUCCUUCAAGCCCUCUAUGGCUCUCCGGUUUUGAUUUGGAUUUGCUUGAUGAACCAAGGGUUAAGAAACAGAAGAAGACGAAGAAAUUAGCUGAUCAGACGCAGACGCAGACGCAAACGCAAACGCGGAGGUGUAGUCAUUGCGGCGUUCAGAAAACGCCUCAGUGGAGAGCAGGACCAAUGGGAGCGAAGACGCUGUGCAACGCGUGUGGUGUGCGUUUCAAAUCGGGUCGGUUGUUACCCGAGUACAGACCCGCUUGUAGCCCGACGUUUUCGAGUGAGCUUCACUCAAACCACCACCGUAAAGUCAUUGAGAUGCGUCGGAAGAAAGAGACCUCCCAAGAAGAGGGUGAUGAUGAUGAUGAUGAUGAUGGAACAACCGGAUUGAAUCAAACGGUUCAGGCUGUACCGAGUUUUUGAAGAUUGUAUUAGACCAGAAUUAGGAUUCGACCCGGUUCAGAUUUAGCACCAGUUUAGUUUUCUCAUUAGCUAUUAUUGCGUUUAUGUUAAAAGGAUUGAUCGAUUAUGUAUGCUUUUUUUUUUCAAUUUGGGUUUUGUUCGUUGUUAGUCGCAGACUCGCAGUAGGUUUUUAGGAAUUUAGUAACUGGUCAGGUUUAAUACCUUUUUUAAACUCUUAGAUUGUUUACUUAAUGAUCUCGUUGGUUCCUUUUCUAUU